Molecule: messenger RNA, 1585 nt
Organism: Elgaria multicarinata webbii
Lineage: Eukaryota; Metazoa; Chordata; Lepidosauria; Squamata; Anguidae
Product: cytochrome P450 4B1-like
Exons: 12
Coding region: 24-1577 (517 amino acids)
Molecular function (GO): heme binding; iron ion binding; oxidoreductase activity, acting on paired donors, with incorporation or reduction of molecular oxygen
Source: RefSeq, a predicted model, not a curated record
UGGCUGCAAGAGGAGUGGUAAUCAUGCUGAGCAAAAUGCACUUCACCUGGCCUGGCCUGGUGGAUAUGAAGACCCUGUACCUGAUUUUUUACACAGUUGCUACCUUCUGCCUAGUCAAUGUGCUACUGAAAGUCGUUCAGCUGUACCAAAGGAGGCAGAAGCUGCUCAGAUCUCUAGAGAGCUUCUCAGGACCUCCAAAGCACUGGUUUUAUGGCCAUACCAAUGAGCUCGGCCGAAUUGGGGAACUGGGUACAAUGGUGUCCUGGUCAGAGAAACAUCCCUAUUGUCAUUCAUUGUGGUUUGGAGCUUUCUUGGGAUUCCUGAAUAUCUACCAUCCAGAAUAUGCCAAAGCUGUAUACAGCAGAGGAGAUCCAAAGGCACUUGAUUUCUACAAUUUUUUUCUUCCGUGGAUUGGGAAAGGGCUACUGGUUUUAGAUGGGCCCAAAUGGUUCCAGCACCGACGACUGCUGACUCCAGCAUUUCACAGUGAUAUUUUAAAGUCGUAUGUGCCACUGAUGGUCAACUCCUCCAAAGUAAUGCUGGAUAAAUGGGAAAAACUGAUCUCAGAAGAUAAAUCACUGGACAUUUUCCCACACGUUGGCCCUAUGACAAUGGAUAUCAUGUUGAAGUGCAUCUUCAGUUAUCAUAGCAACUGCCAGAGUGACAGUAAGAAUUCAUAUGUCCAAGCAGUCAGUGUCCUCAGUAAUUUGAUGCAGGAAAGAAUACAGAACUUUCUCUAUCACAAUGAUCUAAUCUAUCACCUCUCUCCUCAUGGAUACCGUUUCUUCAAGGCUUGCAAAAUAGCCCAUCACCAUACAGAAAAAGUGAUUCGAGAGAGAAAGGCAGUUCUCAAAGAUGAACGAGAACUUGACAAGAUCCAAAAAAAGCGAUAUCUAGACUUUCUGGAUAUUCUUCUCUGUGCCAAGGAUGAAAAUGGUGUUGGAUUAUCUGAUAAAGACAUACGUUAUGAGGUCGACACUUUUCUGUUUGAGGGCCAUGAUACCACAACCAGUGGGAUUUCCUGGAUCUUAUAUGCAAUGGCCCUGAACCCAGAGCACCAGCAAAGAUGCAGAGAGGAGUUAAAGGAAAUUGUUGGGGAGCGAGAGACUAUUCACUGGGAUGACCUUAGUAAGAUGACCUACACUACGAUGUGUAUUAAGGAAAGCCUCCGUAUUUAUCCUCCCGUCCCUCAGGUGUAUCGAGAGCUCAACAAGCCUGUCACAUUUUCUGACGGAAGGACGUUGCCCGAAGGUGCCUUGAUAUCCCUGAACAUUUAUGCUCUCCAUAAAAAUCCUGAAGUGUGGAAUGAUCCUGAGGUGUUUGAUCCUCUAAGGUUUUCACCAGAGAAUUCAUCUCAACGACAUCCUUAUGCAUUUUUGCCCUUUGCUGCUGGACCGAGGAACUGCAUUGGGCAACAGUUGGCCAUGAUGGAGAUGAAGCUGGCUGUUGCUCUAGCACUGCUGCGUUUUCAAGUUUCGCCUGAUCCUGCUAAUCUGCCUCUUGAGAAACCUCAACUCAUCAUGCGCUCCUGGAAUGGGAUACAUUUGUAUUUAAAGAAACUUUCAAAACAACAAUAAUUAUAGUU